UGUAAAGAUGGCGGACGCAGCUGACAGUGACAACCCGGCGUGAAAUAUAUUCUAUGUGUAGAAGUAUGCGUCUGCAUCAGAUAUGAACAAACAACUGAUACAUAGGGAUUCAUAUCAGAAAUGGAACUUUCAUACGUGAAGCUAGUUUUUAUUAUCGGCAUUUUAUUACCAUACACAACAUGUCUUCACUUAAAAGGAACAUGGAACUCGGAAGGAUUUUUCCUGUUUCUGGCAAAGUUUGGUUUUCAGAAAACCACAUCUCCAGACUUAGACCGAACACAAGGUUAUAUUUUUGGAAACAUCACCACAGACUCAAGUCUAAGCAUGGAUCUCAUGCUUGUAGUAGUUGAUAGUGAAUAUUUUAUUGAAUUUUACACAAAUCGGACGUUACCACGGAAAGCUGCUUGUCCAAGAAUGUUCAACAAAAUAGACACUAUCGCUUUUGAUGUUGACUGUAAACCGAAAGGACAGCAAGAUUUUCUGAGGAGGGUGCCUUGUCCGUAUAAUAUGUUAUGUUCGGAUGAAGACGACCCACAGAAUGUAGUGCCUGGGUACCAGUUUACCUACAAAGUAAGGGACACAGAACGACCAAGGUUUUGGUAUGUCAGUAUUGUUGCCUGUUAUCGGGAAACUGUUCAGGAGCCCAGGUGUCAGUGGCGCUACAACAGGUCUCAACAUGGAAUAGUUGCCUAUGACAUAUGGAUGGUCAAUGGUGACCCCAGUGCAAAACACCUCAACCCAUUUGAACACCAGUUCUCCUUCGAGCUGCAUGAUGUGUUUGAAAUCCACCUGAUGGCAAUAGUUUUGUGUAGCUUACUGUUUCUGUUGUGGUUGUAUGCAUUCCGUAGACAACAACACACCCUAACAAAGAUCUUCACUGUCAGCUUCCUGUUGGAGAUGGUGGGCAUCAGCUGUAGCCUCCUUGACACCACCAUCUUUGCUUUCAAUGGGUGGGGGGCCGAGUGGCUGGGCAUCACUGGCACCCUUGUCCGAGUCCUCAGUCAGUGUCUGUUUAUGCUGUUCCUCUUGCUCAUUGCUAAAGGCUGGGAGAUUACCACGGACAAACUCAGCAGAAACACUGUCCUCUUCACUCUAUGGGGAAUCUACACUGUCUUGAAUAUUGUCCUCUUUGUCUGGAACAAAACUGAAGUAGACAUCAUAUCCAACUUAGAUGAAUGGCAGACAUACUCUGGAUAUCUGACUCUUGCAUUUCGUCUGGUUAUAAUGAUGUGGUUUCUGUGGGAACUUCGCCAAACUUUCCGCUCUGCCGUCCACCCAGACCGCCUGAACUUCUUCCAACACUUUGGUGCUUUCUGUCUGGUCUGGUUUGUCUACCUGCCUGUCCUUGCUCUCAUUGCAACGCAGGUGUCAGCUUUAUGGCGCUUCAAAACCGUUCUCAGUAUAUCCUAUGCGGCAGAUGUCUUGGCGUAUGCUGUUCUGAUUCACCUGUUCUGGCCCAGCAAGUCCGUGUUGUACAUGAUUAAAGGGGAAGUCCCUUUGCAAACUUAUGAUCUGGAAAUAACAGGGUUGCUGGAUGACAUACAGGAAACAACGCUGUUUGCACGAACAACAGGGAAGAGUGAUGAAGAAGAGGAGGGGGAUGAACUCCUUGGACAUGUUGAGGACAAAAAGAGCAACGGCAACAUCUCAAAUGGGAAAGUCAACCAUGUGACUCUACUAGGUGAACCAGAAGAAACAUCACUUUAGAUCUGCAGCUGUAGCAGAUCACUGGUGCAUUCAUGCUACACUUCGUUCAUGAAUCCCUUUUAUGAACAAAAAUAAUGUUUUGUUUAUUUUGAAAUUUCAUAGCUGUAAAACAAUAGAUACUGGCAUCAGUAUUUUUAAUAAGAAGGCUCAUGUUACUUGAACAUUAUUAUUAUUCAAAGCAUAAUAUAUUUAUCGUGAUACAAGAAUUGCCAUGUUUGGUAAGAUGAUGAGAAUGAUGAGACUAUGUGAUAUGCCAAAAGAAACAAAUGGGACAUAUUUUUAUCUGUCAUUUAAUAUUGUUAAGAUUGACAGUACAAGCAUAAUCCAAUGUAAUAUACACAUAUAUAUCGAAAUCAUAUUCAGAAUAUAUAUUCAGAAGUUUUAACCUGAUACGUAUGUGAAGUUACCUAUUAUGAUGUGAUGUGAUUGCUGUGUAUUUCGCUGUUUCCAGUAUGCUGUCUAACAGCGUGGCGUGUGUGUGGAGUCUUGUCACACUGAGUUGAAUUUGUGCUAUAGAUGUUAGCUCUCCUGACUGAAAGUCAACUGAGCUUAAGCCAUGGCCUGAUAGUCUGGCAUCCAGCAUCAGUCAUCUGUUGUAAACAUCUUCACAAACCACUGGACCAAAGAAGCGGAAAUUUCACAAACUUGUUCCCACCAGUGAUGACACCUAAAUUUGUCCGAGAGGUACGGAUCUCAUUUUCAAUGUGGCCGGCAUUGUUCAGUGUCUGUCUGUGUUAACAUUUACAACUGUUGUGUACAUAUCCAGGUGAGCUACAGUGCCGGGGCACUAUGUUUUAUGGUUUGCGUCAGUGCAUCUGAAUCCUUCUCAUUGUCUUUACUGGGUGGAAAUUUGUUGUUUAAUAUUUACACAUUCUUCAAUUGUACCUGCAGUCAGACAUAUUCAUUACGAAACUUGUUAUAUUAUAUGUUUGAAAAAAGAACUUUAUUGCAAGGUUGUGUAUAUCAAAACGUCACAAUUAGCUGUCCAUUCCUUGGAAGUAAUAGAGGUGUGCCCCAAAGAGUCUAGUCCCAUGAUAUCAUGGAAGGUCAGGUACCACUGCCUCCUGCUUGGAAUACACCAUACCCCGGGUACCAUAUUUCUCUGAUUAAACGCCUGGGCAUAUAUUCAAAUUUGUAGACAAUCUUUGCUCCAGGUGUUUAAUCACAAAGAUAUUAAUGUGGAGAACUCUGUGCAUAAAUCAAGGCCUGGCUUUUAAUCGAGACCUCAGCAUUAAUUUGAGGCUGGGCGUUUAAUUGAGGAAUUACGGUAGUUGUGUUAUGAUUACAUGGUAGAUUCAUGGAAUGGAGGAAUUCACUUUCCCUUGCGGAAAAGUCAUUGCUUGUUGAAGUCAGACAGUGACAUGUAGUAUAUUUCAAUUUUAGAAGUCAACAAGUAUUUGCAUUCUCUUAAUAUGAUAUUUAUCUUUCAAACAACAUUCAUUCAUACAACAUGUACAACGAUGUCAGUUUCCACAGCCAGUGAACAACAUUGGCCAAUUUUUUUUAUUAAUAUACCUUAUUAUUCACAACUUUCUAUGAAGUCAACGAAUAAGUUUCAGCCCAGUGACAUUUCAAUGUAAAAACUGUGGCAUGACCUCAUGAUUCUGAUUGCAAUUACACAUUUAAAUGAAAGCUGAGCCUUGUUAGGUGCUACCUGGAAGCCAGUAUCUCAUUGUUUAAUUUUUUGUCUUAUUUAUUUUCGUGCAAAGAGUGACACAUGAAUAAAAUAUUAGCCUAAGCUUGUGAGCACACAUCGUCAUGCAUUCCAUGUGAAAUCCCACUCUAAUUUACCUUUAGCAGCUGUGUACACUGAUAUGACUAAGAGUUCUUAUAUUGGAUGCCAAGACAAACUAAGUGGAAUGCUGGAUGCUUUGAGCAUGUUGAGAGAAGGGGUUGGCACCCUCACCAUACACAACUGUCCUCAUUUCAUUUUAUGCAUGCUCACUUGCUGAAAUCAUUAAUCCUUGAUCUCAGUUAACUAUUGUAUCAAUACAUAUCUUGACUGAAUAUUCCUCAGAACCUUUUUUGUUUCUCUCUUUGAGAAAAGACAAUUGUCCUCUUUAUAUAUUUGUUUUGUUUACAACAUGAAAAUAAGGAGUGAGUAGUCCUAAUAUAUCCUGACCGUUCCAUCUCAUCAUUAUGCAGGGUUGUGUGGGAUGGAAAUUAUUUCGUUGAAUAGAGAAAUAGAAAACUUAUCUUUGGUCUGAACAUGCAAAAAAACUUCUGUUUUACAGCUUUAGGCAUCCUGCUCCACAGAGAAUGUGGCUAGUAACAUCAAUGUAUACUACUCAAAAGGAGUUAGAGAACACAUGAUUUUUUCAUGUAACUACCGGUAUAUAGGCCUUUUAAAGGCUUUUUCAAGACCAACACUAAAAUUCAAAGCCUUUGCAAGCUGUGUGUGCACCAUGAAGUCAGUAGCAAGAGUAUGUGCUGUAUGUUUUGCAAGCAGCAGCUCGGGAAACUGAGCAAAAAGAAUGACAUCUUUUGUCGGGUUUUCAUGACGUCAGUGUGCCAGGUAUACAUAAAAUAAGGGUAGAUAAACUUUGCCCUGCAUGCUGUUUUAUUAAUUGUAGCACAUUUUUGUGUAAAAAUAAUCCUAUUCCUAGUAAGAAUGUUUAAUAAAUAUAAGUAUGUUAUACUCCAGUUCAUUCCAGGGAAUCAAACAAGAAUGUUUACAAUGGAUAACCGAUUUAUUGUUGUAUUUUUCAUAUCAUGCAUAUUUAAUUUUAGCUCUUGUUAUUAUAUUGCUGCUGUGUUGGAGAAGGGACAGGGGGGGCAACAUGGUCUCAAGUAAUGGAUUUCCUUCCUGUCACCUUCUCCUGCUUCUAUUCAACCUGUUUACAUAUGUACAUAGAUAUAGUUUAACUUCCCACUUGGCUUCAUCGACUUUAGCUUUAUGUCAAGUACCUCAAGUGUUUGCAGGAUGUUGUGGCCACAAUGGAACAUGCUAAGGCCGUGUAUUUAUUUAGGUAUUUUCUUGUUGAUUUACAAAAGUUUAUGCCUGAUAUUCAAUGUAGGUGUUCUAACAUGGCAAAAUACUGAAAGGUAACUGUGGAUGUUUUUGUUAGAAUAUAGAUUUUUAUACAUAUUCACCAUUUCCCCUAAUUAUAAAAGUCAGACAAAAUUCUUUUUAUUUUGGUGUCGGUCUUUCUCGUAAGCCAAUAAACAAAAUAAAAGGCCUUAAAUAUGAAAGUGCACUUUUUGUCGCUGUUUUACACUGAAGCAGUUUGAGUGAUAUUAGAUCAAUGUAUGUGUUGCACAGUUUAUGAGAUUUAUCUCACAGCAUUAAGCAAGCAAGCAAGCAAGCAAUACAAAUACAAGUACAAGUUAGGUCCUCAGUUGUCACUGGUAUGUGAUACAGCUUAAAGAUUAAUUCAAAAUGUCAUCGCCUGUCUGGAAAGACAUACUUGCUCUUGUCCAAAUAGUAAGAGGAAGCAGGCCAUCCAAGGUUGCAUGAGCAACUAUGAACAUGGUGUAUUCUUCAAAUUGUACAAAUAGAAUCCUCCACCUUUCAUUGCGGAAACUGUUUACUAAGUACCAUUUGGAAUCCCUCAUGGUGGCUCUGGGUUAGAAUUGGUCCCCAGCAACCUAUGCUGGUCAUCAGAGGUGACCAAUUGGAUCGGUGGUCAAGCUCAGUGACUUGGUUGAUUGAGUGUCAUUGUAUCCUGAUGACAUGUAUUGUUGCUCACAACUUCAAUCACUGGAUUGUCUUGUCCAGACUUGAUUAUUUACAGGGUUCCGCCAUAUAGCUGGAAUAUUGCUGAGAGUGGCGUGAAACAACCAACAAACCAGUUGGAAGUGUUGUUUGGCCAUUAUUCCCUGUAUGAUCUGGCAAUAGCAUGUUCUGUACAUGUGGGUGAUGACACGUGCUGAAAGUACAAGGGGUUGUGUUUUGAAACACUGGUAUAAAUGUAUGUUUGCUCACUCAUCUUUUGGAUGAAUUUGUACCAUUUUGUUUCAAGUAUGUAUAUGUCAUAUUGACUGAAUAAAAUUAUGGGGAGGUUU
This is a messenger RNA of Haliotis rufescens (red abalone), 5712 nucleotides long. Its product is annotated as transmembrane protein 145-like. The coding region runs from base 121 to 1707 and encodes 528 amino acids. NCBI's taxonomy places the organism in Eukaryota, Metazoa, Mollusca, Gastropoda, Lepetellida, Haliotidae. The record is from RefSeq and is a predicted model, not a curated record. Gene Ontology annotation, biological process: response to pheromone; G protein-coupled receptor signaling pathway. The transcript has 5 exons.